AUGGCUCAAUCCACCCAGUGCUAUCUGCCUCGGUUCGCUUCGGCGGUCGACGGGCCCAAACGGCCAGUCUCGAUGAAGACGAGACCAACCGCCGCUCAGCAUGCGCAGUUAUUAACGGCAUGCAACGAAGGUCGCCUUGAUUCACUGUUACGCGCAACCUGGGCCCUCGUCCUGCACUACUAUAUCCGCUCCGAGGAUAUUUGCUUCGGGUACCAACACCUCGAGGGAGACUCGCGCUCUCCCAAAUCACCUGUACAGCGUGCCAAUGGCGCCAACAUUUCGACCAUUCGGUUGUCGAUCAACGAAAAUGACUCUCUCAGGGCAAUUGUAGAUAAGGUGCGCGCAACCGGCCUGAAAAAACAGCACAAUGGUGGAAGCUCGGAGGCCGCUUCCGAGGGAUACCUUCCUUUCAACACCAUCUUGAUGCUGCGCACAUAUGAUCCGCCGGCCUCACCUUCAAAACCUAUUUUGGCAACGGCUCUCUCAGAUGAGUGUCAAGUCCGUCUUCAUGUCAAGGUCAUGCGCGGAGAUAUCAGCAUGUUUCUUGAAUGGCGCAAGGGCGACAUGUCUGCAGACCAGAUGAAGAGUGUCGCCAACAUUUUUGAGCAGUUGCUUGCCAAAGUCCUUGCUGCCGAGACCACCGCUAUUAGCCAGCUUAAUUUGUUCUCGGAGAAUGACUGGCAACGCAUCCGCAAGUGGAACUCCACUAUUCCUAAACUCCACGAUCGCUGCAUCCAUGACGCUAUCCACGAUCAGGUACUUAGUGGACCAGACCGCGAGGCUGUGUGCGCGUGGGAUGGCAAAUUGACCUUCGCCGAGCUGGACCACCAUGCGUCCAAGCUUGCCUGUCACUUGCGCAUGCAGGGCGUUGGCCCGGAAGUCCGCGUGGCAUUGUGUUUCGACAAAUCGAAAUGGAACAUCGUCGCAAUGCUUAGCGUGAUGAAAGCUGGGGGAGCUUUCGUCCCACUCGAUCCCACGCACCCAACUUCCCGACUGCAGAACCUCAUCACAUCCGUCCAGGCUGCAGUUGUACUUUGCUCCGACACGCGUGCAGAGAAGCUUCGCCCUAUUGUAAAGACUUUAAUACCCCUUAACACGGAGACUUUGGAUCGUUUGUCCGACGCAGACAGUGUCGAUCUAGCAUCGGGUGUUACAAGUCAAAAUGCGGCUUAUGUUUUGUUUACCUCCGGGUCCACUGGAGAGCCCAAGGGAACUUUGCUGGAGCACCGUGCAUUCCUCUCGAGUGCCAUCGUGCAUGGGCCAGGCCUGCGCGUGUUCCGAGACUCGCGCUGUCUCCAGUUUGCCGCGCACACGUUCGAUGCUAGUUUGUCUGAGUCGUUGACGCCGCUCAUACAUGGUGCGUGCGUGUGCAUCCCGAGCGAGGAGGCUCGGCUCAACGACAUUGUCGGCACUAUCAAUGACAUGCGAGUCACUCAAGCAUGCUUUACCCCGUCAUUCAUCGGCUUCAUUGAAAUCGACAGCGUCCCAGGACUGGAGAGUCUGGUCCUGGCUGGCGAGGCAAUGUCUCAGUCGCAGCUGGCUACCUGGUCCAGGAUUAAACUAGUCAAUGGCUACGGGCCUACUGAGGCCAGUGUGGCUUCCGUGCUCAACUCGUGUGUUACACCAGACACUGAUUGCAAAGAUAUCGGCCUGCCCAUCGGUGUCAGAGCUUGGCUUGUGAACCCUGAUAACCACGACGAACUGGUCCCUGUGGGCUGCCCCGGCGAACUACUUUUGGAAGGCCCGUCCCUGGCCCGGUGCUACGUGAAUAAUCCCCAGAAGACCAACGAAUCUUUCAUCUACGAUCCUGCCUUCACGAAAUUGGAGACGGACAGUCCUUCUAACCGCAGAUUUUACAAGACUGGUGAUCUUGUCAGGUACAACGCUGACUCUGGUGCACUCAACUACGUUGGUCGGAAGGAUACUCAGGUCAAGGUCCACGGACAGCGCAUCGAGCUUGGCGAAAUCGAGAACCAACUGUACAUCGACUCGCACGUCACUCACUGCUCCGUCUUCUUCCCCAAGUCGGGCUUCUCCAAGGGUCGCUUGGCAGCGGUUAUCUCUUCUACAGGCUUACUCGCUGAACAGUUGAAGUCAGAUUUGGAGCCUCUGCGGCUAGUGUCCGCCUCGAAAAAGGCUGCCAUUGUCCCUGGAAUCCGUGAGCGUCUCUCCGCACGGCUUCCGACUUAUAUGGUCCCUGCGGUUUGGCUCUGCGUUGAAGCUCUGCCACUUUUGCCAUCUGGGAAACUGGAUCGCAAAGGUGUCGCUACUUGGGUUGCGGGUAUGGAAAGUGAUCCGGAUCUUCACAACAGUACCUCUGUCUCAGUAUUCGACGCAGAGAACUCACAGCCUGCCAACGAACGGGAGGAAUCUUUGGCCGCUGUGUAUAGCCGCGUUCUUAACAUCCCCCAGAACCAGUUGGACCUGAACCAGAGCUUCUUGGCACUUGGAGGUGAUUCGAUCGCAGCGAUGACAUGUAUUGGUCUGUGCAAGAAGAGUGGGUUCGCGCUUUCAGUACAAGAAAUCCUUCGCAGCAAAUCGAUCCGAGAUCUCGCCACCCGAGCGAAGACUAUCAGCAACAUGACGACUUACGAGGAGACCAUUGAUCAGGCAUUCGACCUCUCACCCAUUCAGAUUCUCCACUUUGGUGUUCGAAAGGAAGGGCAAGGUCACUUCAACCAGGGUGUUCUGGUCCGCAUGAACAAGCCACUUGACGAACGAACGCUCCGCAAGGCUAUCGAGAGCUUGGUCUCCCGGCACUCCAUGCUCCGCGCACGAUUCAUAGACACGGGACAUGCAACGGCAUUGAGCCAGGUCAUUACCCGCGAUAUCAAGGGUUCUUACAGAUGGAGGGCCGACACUGUUGACCACAUGGAUGCCAUCAAGCCCCAAAUCGCUGACAGUCAAUCAUCCAUCAACUGCUUCUCCGGCCCACUCCUGGCAGUUGAUUACUUCACGGUGAAGGGCCAACCACAUGUACUGUCAAUGACUGCUCACCACCUGGUUGUAGAUAUCGUCUCCUGGAGGAUCAUUCUGGAAGACUUGGAGGACUUCAUCUUGCAUCCCGACAAGAGUGUCAGCAACGAUUCUCUGCCCUUCCAGACCUGGUGCCGUCUCCAAAACGAGCACUGCAACAACCUUCGGAUCGAGCAUAAGGUUGCGACUGAUGCUCUAGCCACUCCAGACUUUGGCUAUUGGGGACUGCAAAACACUCAAACCACCUACGGCGAUGUCGACUGUGCUUCAUUCGAGAUCGAUCCCGCUCACACGAACGCAAUCCUGUUCGACUGCCACAAUGCUCUCGGCACAGAGCCAAUUGAUCUUUUCCUUGCCGCAAUGAUUCAUUCAUUCGGCCGGUCCUUCCCUGAUCGCGCACUACCGACGGUCUACAACGAGGGACAUGGUCGUGAAGCUUGGGACUCGUCGAUCGAUAUCUCGCACACUGUCGGCUGGUUUACAAUUUUGCAACCGAUCUUCGUUUCCUCAUACAAGUCGGACAACCCGAUCGACACCCUAAUGCAGGUGAAAGAUCUUCGUCGCCGUGUUUCGGACAAUGGACGUGCAGACUUCACCAGCCGAGCAUUGCCCACUGCUGGUCGGAACGAAUCCGAGCACCCCCAUCCGUUCGAGAUGUCCUUCAACUAUGUUGGUCAGCAUCGCGAUUUGCAGCGGAAGGAUGGACUCUUCCAGCUCGUCGACCAGAUGGCCGGUGAGGCUGGCCAAGGAGGUGGUGCCGCUGACUUUGGACUUGAUACUCCUCGCUUUGGCUUGUUCGAGAUUUCUGCCAUGGUCGUUGCUGGCAAGGCCCGCUUCAACUUCUCGUUCAACAAGACCAUGCAGCACCAGAACCGCAUUCACCGUUGGGUGUCCGACUGCCAGCAGUUGCUCAUUAGCCUCUCUGAGCAGCUCCCCACCGCGACGCCCCGUCUGACUCUCAGCUCUUUCCCGAUGCUCUCAUUGACCUACCCAACAUUGGAGAAGUUGCUCAACGAAAAAUUGCCUGCUAUGGGCAUAGAGUCUUCUGACCUUGUGGAAGAUAUUUAUCCUUGCUCUCGUAUGCAGCAGGGUAUUCUGCUCGGACGUACCCGUGACAGCUCCUACUACGCUGUCCAUGACACCUUCGAGAUCCGAGGCACUGGCGCAAACCAACCCAACCUGGACCGACUCAUCAAUGCCUGGCAGCAAGUGGUCUCUCACCAUGCGAUGUUCCGCACAAUAUUCGCAGAGAACCUCACCCCUCGCGAUCCAUUCUGCCAGGUUGUGCUCAAGAAGUACGAUGCCACUCCUCUCUUCCUGCAAUCGUCUGACGAUAGCGACGUCCUCGCUACGUUCGACAACCAAGAGCCCAAAGACUACAGUGAGCUGGCCCCGGCGUAUCGCUUCUCCAUCUGCCAGACAUCCACUGGGCGACUCUUUGCCCGCAUUGAACUCAGUCACGCUGCCAUGGAUGGCAACUCCGUCUCAAUCAUUAUGCGUGACUUGCAGUUAGCAUACGCAGGAAGACUCGAGGAGAGCCCGCAGCCCUUGUUCAAGGACUACAUACAGUACUUGCAAGGUGCGCCUAAGGAAGCCAGUAUGAAUUACUGGCGCUCCUACCUGGCUGAUGCUAAGCCUUGCCACUUCCCUACCCUUGUCGAUGGUGAGAAGGCAGAGAAGACUCUUCGGUCGAUUCCCGUCCGGUUUGGUGCACUUUCUGCACUUCAGAGUGUUUGCGAGAAGCACGGCAUCACGCUGGCAAAUGUGUUCAAUGCUGCUUGGGGUCUGACUCUCCGCGCUUUCUGUGGAUCUGACGAUGUCUCAUUCAGCUACAUGGCUUCGCUGCGAGAUGUCUCCGUUGAUCAAGUUCAGUGGGUGGUCGGCCCGGUGAUUAACCUUCUGGUUUGCCGCAUGCAGGUCUCUGGUGACUCCAAUCUCAGGGAUGUUCUGCAACGAAUUCAGAAUGACUACAUGGAGAGCCUUUCCUUCCGCCACACCUCGCUCAUUGAUAUCCAACACGCUUUGAAGUUGUCCGACACCAAUCUCUUCAACUCGGGUGUUUCUUACCGUCGUCUCCCGAGUUCCAAGGAUGUCGUUCAAAGUGACAUCGAGUGCAUUGAGGUUGGAUCAAUUCAUGACCCAGCAGAGUUCUCGGUUUUUAUCAACAUCGAGGCUAUGGAUACCGACGCCCGCAUUGACCUCAACUACUGGACUAGCAAUCUUUCGGAUGCCCAAGCAAUUAACGUGGCGAACACUUACGUUAAGUGUCUCGAGAACAUUGUCUCCAACAUUGAUGGUAAAGUCAGCCAGCUUGACAACCUCACUGAGGACAACAAGGCCCAGAUCAUGAAUUGGAACAGCAAGACUCCCAAGCCUUUCGAGAGGUGCGCUCACCACGCCGUGCAAGAAAUGGCUAAGAAGCGCCCCGAUGCUCUCGCUGUCACUGCUUGGGAUGGGAACCUUACCUACUCCAAGCUUGAUCAGUACUCCUCGCGCCUCGCGACCUACUUGGUCAACUUUGGUGUUGCCCCUGGAACACUUGUCCCUAUCUGCUUUGAGAAGUCCCUCUGGAACAUGGUCGCCACCUUAGCCGUUAUGAAGGCCGGCGGAGGUUGCAUGCCAGUUAGCAGCACCCAAAACUUGCCCAUGGUUGAGAAGUGGAUUGUCGACAAUGCUCUCCAGGUGGCUCUGGCUUCACCUGAGAAGGCUCAGAUCCUCGAGGAUACUGUUCCAUAUGUCAUCCCCGUCAGCGAAUCCCUGCUUGAAUAUCUCGCUGACGAGGUUCUCAAGCCCGUCACAAAGCCUUCCGAAGUCGCAUAUGUUGCCAUGACCAGCGGCACAUCUGGUCCCGCGAGAAGUGUCGUUCUCGAGCACUCCACCAUCAUGAGUCGUGCUGAGGCAUUUGCUACAACUAUGGCUAUUGCUGAUGUCUCGCGAACAUUCCAGUUUGCCCCCCACACCUCCGACGGAUUCCUCCUCGAGGCGUUCGGUACUUUCAUGUGGGGCGGUUGCGUCUGCAUUCCAGCUGACAUCGAUCCUCUCAACUUGGCUGCCUCUAUCAAUGUUCUCCACGCCAAUGUUGCCAGCAUCACCCCCACUGCUGCAAGCUUCUUCUCGCCAAAGGAUGUGCCGGGUUUGCGUUCCAUUGCGCUCGGUGGGGAGGUUGUCCCUCAAGGUGUUCUUGACAACUGGAAGGACGAUGAUCUCCAUCUCCAGGUUUUGUAUGGCACAACCGAAACCUCCUCUGCUUGCUUCCACCUCUUCUGCUCUCAAGAUCAGGAUGAUGCCACCCUGAUUGGUAAGAGCACCUCCUGCCUCGCCUGGGUUGUUGACACUGAGAACCCCAACACCCUUGUUCCAAUUGGCAGUGUUGGAGAACUCGCGCUCGAGGGACCGGUUGUUGCUCGUGGCUACCUCGACAGCAUGUCCGAGACCGACGACUUCUUCGAGAAUCCAACAUGGUUAUCCGGUCGACGUGACGAUGGUAAGCAUCGCGUUUUCAAGACUGGAGACCUCGUCCGCUACAACUCCGAUGGAUCUCUUGUCUUCGUUGGGCGCAAGAGUGACAAGAAUUCGUCAGUCUUGGCCGGCGAUUUGGCCCAGACUCACCACAAAAUUGACUCCUUCUUGGGGGCUAACAAGAAGUGCGUUGUGGAAAGUAUUACACUGGGACGCGAUGCCGCUAGAGUUGAUACCCUUGUGGCCUUCCUUGUUUCUGCGGAUACUCCGUCAGUUACAUUUGGCGAACGUGUUGUCCAAUCUUCCACCGCCGAUCUGAAGGCAAUCGUCAGCAGUCUUCACAACCAUCUGAGCACUAGUUUGCCCAAUAGCAAGGUUCCUAGUAUUUACAUCCCCGUCUCCUCCCUUCCCCUGACCUCAUCUGGAAAACUAAACCACCGAGCCCUCAAAGUUGAGACACAGGAACUUUCAAGCAGUGUCUUGGAGGCUCUCGACAUUAAAAACUGGACUGGGACCAAGGCUGGUAACCGGACUUCCCGAAAUGCCAGUCUCUCCGAGAGUAACGCCGCUUUCUGGAAGGAGUAUCUCGCUGACGUUGAGCCUUGCGUCUUCCCUGCGCUCUCUCACGAUGCAGGAAACGAUGGUCGCUCCACGCGUACGCUCAACAAGCAGACUGCUAAGACUCAUGCCUUCAGUAACUUGUCCGGUAUCUCUGUGGAAACUCUCUUCCAGUUUGCUUGGGCCGUUGUCCUGAGGUGGUAUACCGGAUCAGACGAUGUUUGCUUUGGUUAUUCCACCUGCCCUUCGGAGGACAACAAGGUGGACCCUCAAUCCAUCGCUACUUGUCGAUUCUUUGUGCAAAAUGACCGCAAGCUGCUCAACAUUUUCCAGCAGGCUAAGAUCGACGCCGAAAAGGGCGCUUUGAACGUCGCUUCUUUGAAAGCGGUCCAGCGACAGCUUGGUCUCGAUGAUAUUACUCUUUUCAACACCUGUCUCACCUACCGCAAGGCCUCGUCCCUGCCCAAGGGAAGUAUCCGAGAGCCUAACCCCUCCAAUACCUACAAUAUCCUCGUUGAAGCGGAAGUCUCGCACUCCUAUGCAGAGAUCCACUUCAACUACUCCUCCGAAACCCUGUCCUCCUCUCAGAUCAACCAUGUGAUCGAUAUGUUCGAUCAGGUUUUGGACGACCUCAUCACCCUCAACCUGCACGAGCAUACGGUCGGAGACAUUAAUCUCAUCCCCGAACGCUCCAUUCGCCAGAUACGCGAUUGGAACGCCGCCUCGCCUCCCAGAGUCGAGAAGUGUGCAGAUGAGCUUAUCCAGCAGCAGGCGCUUCUGCAUCCUCGCGCUGAGGCUGUCUGCUCCUGGGAUAAGAACUUCACCUAUGGACAGCUCGAGAUGGUUUCCAGCCGCUUCGCUCGUCAUCUCUCUGGUUUGGGUAUCAAGCCGGAAGUCUUUGUCGUCCUAUGUUUCGAGAAGUCCGCCUGGGCGGUUGUUGCCCAGUUGGCCGUUCUCAAAGCCGGUGGAGCUUUCGUCUCUAUUGAUCCCUCCCACCCAGAUUCCCGUCUGAAGAUGCUCAUUGAUGAGAUUGGAACUGGUCUGGUCCUGUGCUCUUCUUCGGUUCAUGCUAAAGUCUCCAAGCUGUGCGAAAAAUCCUUUGCCGUUUGCCAAACUUCUAUCUCUCAAAUUCCUGACUCGCCUUUGGCUAUGCCUUGUAUUCGACCUUCUCCUAGUAACGCCGCAUAUGCUAUCUUUACCUCUGGUACCACUGGAAAACCUAAGGCCACUGUGGUUGAGCAUACCGCUCUGAGCACCACGGCCUUAGCCAUGACGGAUGCUUUGCACAUGAACUCCGGAACCCGUGCGUUGCAGUUCUCGAACUACACCUUUGAUGUUAGUGUUCUCGAGAUUAUGAUGACUCUUAUGACUGGCGGCUGUGUCUGCGUUCCCAGCGAGGAAGAACGUAUGAACAACCUUGGUGGUGCGAUUCGUCGCAUGGAGGCUAAUUAUAUGUCUUCUCCUCCUGCAAUUGUCAAUACCUUGGAGCCCAAGUCUGUCCCCACUCUGAAGACCAUCAUCACCGGUGGUGAGAAGAUGCCUGCCAACCACAUUGACCGCUGGGCCGACCGAUUUGUUAUCAACGCCUACGGUCCCUCGGAAGCCACCGUCGUCGCUACUGUCGGCGUGAAGGUUGAUUGGGAUGGUAACCGUGUCAACGAUGAUCCCACCUCUAUAGGAACCGCUGCCAACUGUAGAGUGUGGGUUGUGGAUCCCAACAACUACAACCGCCUUCUCCCCGUUGGUGCUGUUGGUGAGCUGAUUUUGGAAGGAAGCAACAUUGCCCGUGGAUACCUUGCAAAUGAAGCAAAGACAAAGGCUGCUUUCUUCGAGAAUCCCACCUGGAACGACCAUGCUGGGCUUCAGGGUCUCUUCAAGCGCCAGGACCGUAUGUAUCGCACUGGUGACCUGGUGCGCUACAACACUGAUGGCACUCUUGCGUUUAUCUCCCGGAAGGAUACCCAGAUCAAGUUUAACGGCCAGCGCAUUGAGCUUGAGGAGAUUGAGCACCAGUGUCUCCUCUGCCUUCCUGAGGACUCACAGGUCGCGGUUGAUGUCGUCGUUCCCGAGGAGCGCACCAUUGCCAAGGGACUCGCUGCAUUCUUCACUGUGCACGACCCUUCUUCAAACGGUGGUAGCAGCGAUCAAUUUGCACCCACCAUUUCUGGAGCUGAUCCUUUGCUACUGCCCAUCUCCGUGUCUAACAUGGAUGCCAUCCAGAAGAUGAAGGCCUCUUUGCCCGAUCUUCUACCCCAGAGCAUGAUCCCCAGACUGUUCUUCCCCAUCCGCAACCUUCCAUUUACCUCUUCGGCUAAGAUCGAUCGCCGAAGACUGAAGGCUAUGGUUCAGUCUUUGCCCAAGGAGACUCUGAAGUCUUACAUCACCUUCCAUGCAUCUGACAAGAAGGAAGAGGCCUCAGCUGAUGGCAUGCAACUUAAGAUUGUGGCCCUCGUUGAGAGCACUCUGCAGCUCGAGGCAGGCUCUGUCACUGCUGAUGACAGUUUCUUCGCUUUGGGUGGUGACUCCCUGUCCGCCAUGAACCUCGUUGGUGCGGCCCAAGCAGAGGGAAUUGCGCUCACUGUCUCGAGCAUCUUCAACACGCCAAUUUUGAUUGACAUGGCCAAGAGCUGCGCGGCUUCAGCUGGUACUGUUGAGGCCAAGCCUGCCGCUGUCAAGCCCUUCUCACUUCUACCAUCUCACGUUGACACCGAAGGUCUACUUGAUGAAGUCACCGACAUCUGCGAGGUGUCCAAGGAUCUCAUCAGCGAUGUCUACCCAUGCAGCGCUGUCCAAGAGGGCCUCCUCACUCUCUCUAUUAAGCACAGUGGCUCUUACGUCGCCCAACCUGUUUUCCGUCUUGCAGAUGGGGUCGAUGUCAAUCGCUUCAAGGAUGCCUGGCAGCAGACUGUUGCAGACCUCGAAAUCCUGCGCACCCGCCUUGUGCACACUGAGGCCAUGGAUUUCGCCCAGGUUGUCUUGAAGGAUGCUCCAAUCUCCUGGGUGCACGCUGAGUCGUUCGAUUCCCUUCCCCACGACAUUAUGCAGCUGCCAAAGCAAAAUGGUGCACCUUUGACCAGCUACGCCAUGGUCCAGCCCUAUGGAUCUUCCACUAGCUACUUCGUCUGGUCUGUUCACCACGCACUUUAUGAUGGAUGGAGUAUUCCAUUGGUCUUCCGCAAGGUUGAGGAAAACUAUCUCGCUGCUCAGACUAAGCGAGUUGGGACUCCUUACAGCCUCUUCAUUGACUACCUGAUCAAAAAGGACAUGAACGAGUCGGAUGCAUUCUGGAAGUCCUACCUCGCGGGCCUCUCCAGCACUCCUUUCCCCCAGAACAAGAACGCAGUACCUGAUGCUAUCCGCGCUGGAAACACCCAGUACCACACUCUGAAUGUUUCUCGAACUCGCAACAGCGUCGACUUUACGAUUCCCGUUCUGAUGCGCGCUGCCUGGGCUAUUGUCGUUGCUACUCACACUUCAUCUGGUGAUGUUUGCUUUGGCGAGACCUUGUCCGGCAGAAAUAUUGAUUUACCUGGCGUUGCCCAAAUUGUCGGUCCUGUCCUGAGCACCGUCCCCACUCGUGUACAAGUUGACAAUGCGAUGUCAACUCUCGAGUACCUGCAGAAAAUCCACCAGUCGACCACUCAGAUGAUCCCCCACCUGCACUCCGGUCUCCAGCGCAUUCGCCAGCUCAACAAGGAUACCGCCAGUGGUUGCGAUUUCAAGAACUUGCUUGUCAUCCAGUCCAACGAUGGUGAUCUAGACAACAAGAUCUGGAUGGAUGAGAAGCGAGAGACAAGUGAGGACUUCUUCACCCACUCCCUCGUUGUGGAAUGUGGCAUUUCUAAGACAAGCGUCUCUUUCACUGUUCACCACGAUGAGCUGGUUAUCAAUGGUUGGCAAACUAAGCGCAUCACUGAGCAAUUCGCUCAUGUUCUUGGCCAGCUGAUCUGCAUGCCAAAGAACAGCGCUAGCAAGAUUGGUGAUCUGGACAUGGUCAGCCCCGGGGACAAGCUUGAGAUAGGUCAAUGGAACGGCCGUACACCUCUUGUGGUCGAGCGAUGUGUCCAUGAUCUCAUCCGCGAGAAGUGUGCUGAGACUCCAGAUGCCCCCGCCGUGCGCGCUUGGGAUGGUGACCUCACAUACAGAGAGUUCUGGGACCUCGCAUCUGGGUUCGCCAACUACCUUAUCUCUCGCGGAGUUGGUCCAGAGGUUAUUCUCAUUGCUGGUGGUGGUUAUGUGCCUCUUGAUCCGUCUCACCCCACCUCUCGACACGAGGAGAUUCUUGCCGAUGUUGGCGCUAACAUGAUUCUUUGCACCCCCAACUAUACCAACCGGUAUAGCCGUGUGGUGAAGACCGUUAUUCCCAUUAGCAAGGAGACCAUCAAGGCCUAUGGAUCCCUGAAGGCACCCUCCCGGGGUCGCACUCCGGUGCAGCCCACCAACAUGGCUUACGCGCUCUUCACUUCUGGCAGUACUGGUCGUGCCAAGGGGAUCAUUGUUGAGCACCGCAAUGUGGUCAGCAGUAUCAUGGCCUUCGCGCCAAUGGUCAGCAUGGAUGCCACCUCCAGAGUCUUCCAGUUCGCAUCCCUCACAUUUGACGCUGCUAUCAUGGAGACACUUGCAAUCCUCAUGUUGGGUGGUUGUAUCUGUGUCCCCAGUGAGGAUGACCGUCUCAACGAUGUGUCUGGCGCAAUCCGUCGCCUGAACGUCACUUGGACUUUCCUCACCCCAUCCAUUGCGAGCAUCAUUGAGCCUGCCUCGGUUCCCUCUCUCAAGCAUCUGGUGUGCGGUGGAGAGAAGAUGUCCAAGGAGGUUAUCACUAAGUGGGCCAACACUGUUCAUCUUAUGAACGGAUACGGGCCCACGGAGACAUGUGUGUUUGCCGUUAUUGACAAUGCAGUGGCAGCCAGCCGUGAUCCUGCGCGAAUUGGCUACGGUAUUCCCAGCACACUGACAUGGAUUGUCGAUCCUGACAACCACGAUCGCCUCACCCCUCUUGGUGCGGUUGGUGAAUUGGCUCUUGAGGGUGCUGCCCUGGCAAGAGAGUACCUCAAGAACCCCGAGAAGAAUGCGGAGGCCUUCGUCACUGACCCAGCCUGGAUCAAAGACUUCGAGUCCAAGGUUGGUGGGCCCCGCCGUAUUUACAAAACCGGUGAUCUGUGCUACUACAACCCGGACGGCUCUAUUGAGUACAUCAGCCGCAAGGAUCACCAGGUCAAGCUCCACGGUCAGCGCAUGGAGCUCGGUGAGAUUGAGCACCGUCUCUACGAAGACACUCGUGUUCGCCACGCCGUCGUCAUUCUCCCCAAGAACGGCCCACUCAAGCAGCGCCUUGUUACUGUCAUGUCUCUCAACAGUGUUACAGCUGACACCAAACUGAUCUCCGACAAGUCCUGUGAACUUGUUGACGAGGCUGAACUCGAACGUCACGCUUACAAUGAACUUGUUGAUGUUCAGAAGAGUCUCGAGACCCAGUUGCCUAUAUACAUGGUGCCUCAGACCUGGGCCCUCAUAAAGAAGCUUCCUAUGCUUGUCUCUGGCAAGCUUGACAGGAAGAAAAUUACUGCUUGGCUUGAGGACAUUGAUGACGACUCGUAUGAGCGUAUCAUGGCUGACUAUGAUCGCAUCAAGCGCCGUAGUACCGAGGAGAAGCCACAAGAGCAAGAGAAGACUGGCUCUCUCAAUAUUAUCCGCGAAAUCUUCGCCCAGGUCCUCAACAUUUCACUGCAGAAGGUCAGCGUCGAUAGAUCUUUCGUCAGUUUGGGCGGAGACAGUAUCACUGGCAUGGCUGUCAUUUCCCGAGCUCGCAAGCAAGGCCUUGUUGUUACACUGCACGAUAUCUUGCAGAGUCGGUCAGUCAAAGAGCUUGCCCAGACUGCUGGCACAAAGGUGGCUGUCACGCAACCCGAGGAGAAGUCUGGUGAAGGCUUUGCUCUUUCGCCUGUUCAGAAGCUGUACGUCCAUAGCUCGCACUCUUUCAAGGGUGAAGCUCGUUUCAACCAGAGCAUCACGGUUCGCAUAUCUCGCCGCGUCGAGGGAGAGGUGCUCCGCCGUGCGAUCAAGGCCGUGAUCGGUCAACACGCCAUGCUCCGAGCACGAUUCAGCGCAAAGAAUGGCAUCUGGCAGCAAAAGACGGCCGCAGAGGUUGAUGAGUCUUUCCGUUUCGGUGUCCACUCUGUCAGCGAUACACGCGAAAUGGUCCCCAAGAUCGCCGACAGCCAGCAGUCUCUAGAUCCCCAGAACGGGCCUAUUCUUGCAGCGGAUCUGUUCAAUCUUAGCGCCGGUGGUCAGAUCCUUUUCUUUGUUGCUCAUCAUUUGUGCAUCGACAUGGUUUCUUGGCGCAUCGUCCUGCAAGACCUCGAGGAGCUGGUUGUUUCUGGUUCCCUAUCUUUGGACAAGGCACUCUCCUUCCAGAGCUGGUGUCUUAUGCAGACAGAAAGAUUGAAGAUCCAUGAUGCAAACAUCGCCCUGCCUUUCACACCCGAGAAGCCGAACCUGAGCUACUGGGGUAUGCAGGACUUGCCCAAUGUAUACGGUGAUCUCAAGAUGGAAUCUUUCAGCUUGAGUGAGGAGACCACUAAGUUCAUCCUCGAUGGCUGUCACGAUGUCUUCCGCACUGACACCGUUGAUAUCCUACUCUCUGCAAUCAUUCACUCCUUUGGGCGCACUUUCACCGAUCGCAAGAUACCCACGGUCUAUAACGAAGGACAUGGUAGAGAGCCGUGGGACUCUAGCAUCGAUCUCUCUCGGACCGUUGGCUGGUUUACCACCAUGGCACCAAUGCUGAUCGAUGGAGGGGCUAGCGGUAUUACCGACAUUAUCAAGCGCGUCAAGGACACUCGCCGCAAUAUCACUGACAACGGAAGACCCUACUUCGCCAAGAGCCUCCUUCAGAACAAUGCAGCCUCUUCUGGCUUCCCUGUUCCGCUGGAGAUUCUGUUCAACUACCUUGGUCGACUCCAGCAGCUGGAGCGGGCUGACUCCCUCUUUCACCACCAUGGCAGUGUUUUUGACGGCUCGGACUUCGCUGUUGCAGGUGAUAUGGGUCCUCAGACCGUUCGCUUUGCUCUGUUUGAACUCUCGGCCAUUGUCAUCAAAGAGCGUCUCAACGUGGCGUUUAGCUACAACCGCAAGAUGCAGCAUGAGCCGCAGAUCCGCCGCUGGAUCCUGCAGUGCAAGCAGACUCUCGAGAAGGACCUUAUGGUUCUGAAGACAGCCGCUUCCGAACCUACCCUCAGCGACUACCCUCUUCUUCCCAUCACCUACCAAGGCCUCCAGAUGCUUACCACAAGCACUUUCCGCAAGGCCGGUAUACGCAGCACGGAUGAUGUUGAGGAUAUCUUCCCCUGCUCUCCCAUGCAGGAGGGUCUCUUGCUCAGCCAACUCCGCGACCCCAGCGCCUACAUGUUCCACACUGUGUUCGAGAUCAAGGACGCAAAGGGUGGCAAGGUCGAUGCAGAGAAGCUUGCACAAUCCUGGCAAGCAAUUGUCGAUCGUCACCCUGUGCUUCGAACUAUCUUCGUCGACAGCAGCUACACUGGUGGGUCAUUCGACCAGCUGGUCCUUAAGAAGGUCACCAGUAGUAUCCUUCGUGUGGAAUGUCACGACUCCCAAGUCGAGGAGAAGCUCGCCGCUAUCUCCCUUCGUGACAUGAAUGCGAUGCGGCAAUCGAAACUGUCCCACCAGGUGACCAUCUGCAAGACCAUCACUGCACGAGUCAUUCUCAAGCUAGAAAUCAACCAUGCCAUCAUUGACGGUGGCUCGGUCGAUAUUCUUCUUCGUGAUCUGCCUCUAGCCUACGAGCGCAAGCUCCCUGAAGGCUCAGGACCCUGCUUCAGCGAUUACAUCAAGUUUAUUCGUACCCAAAGCCAAAGCGAGGCUCUUGAUCACUGGAAGCAGUACCUUGGAGGAGUGCGUCCUUGCCAUGUUUCUCACUCGGCUGACUUUGGCUUCAAGCGUGAACUCAAGGGAGUUAUGAUGAACUUCCAGCGCUUCCCUGAGUUGCUCAAGUUCUGCGAGCAGAGCUCUGUAACUCUUGCUAACCUUACUCUGUCUGCCUGGGCGAUUGUCUUGCGCCAGUUCACCCAAUCCGAUGACGUCUGUUUCGGAUAUUUAUCUGCCGGUCGCGAUGCCCCUGUCAAUGGCAUCCAGGACAUGGUUGGGAUCUUCAUUAACAUGCUUUGCUGCAGAGUUCAAUUCUCUGGCCAGGAGACCCUCAUCAAUCUGUCUAAGAGUGUUCAGGAUGAUUACUUCAAAUGCAUUCCUCACCAGAGUUGCUCCUUGGCUAGCAUUCAGCACGAGCUUGGCUGGCAAGGACGGUCCCUCUUCAACACUACACUGUCCAUCCAGAACCACUCGGUAGCGGGUGGCUCCAAGGAUAAGGGGCUGUCCUUUGAUCUCCAGCAUGCACAUGACCCCAGCGAAUAUGCGGUCACUGUGAACGUCGAAAUUGCCCGUGGUCAAGAGGGUAUUCUCUUGAGAUACUGGAACGAUGUUGUGUCUGACGAGCACGCACAGUCUCUGGCUGAUACCAUCGCCAGAGUGUUCACUGGAUUUAUUGAAUCCCCGACUGUGACUCUCUCGCAGGCCAAGUUUGGUGCCGAUACCGCGUCGGAGUCAGUGGAUUGGGAUCGCUCUCAGACCACUCUCGCCGACAAGGCCAAGUCCACCGGAGAAGCAAUGGACAACAGUGCUAUUCAAAAGAUUAUUGAUGAUCGUGUUCAUGAGAUUAUUGGAAAGAUGUUAAGAGAAGGAAAAUUGCAGGUGCCCUCUAUCCAGACUACUGGUUUGUCGGAGUACGUCCGCACCGAUGCUAUAGCGGACUCGCCAUACCAGAUGGGUAUUCAAGGUGCCGAUGAUUCGGGUGUUUGUUCGGCGACGUCUCGUUCCAGCCAGGAGGGGAUGUCGGCCGACGUGGAAAGGAAAUUAUGGAACCUUUGGAGUACAGCUCUUGGUCUCUCGCCCAAUGUGGUGAGACACCAGGAGAGUUUCUUCAAGUUAGGUGGUGACAGUAUCACCGCCAUGAAAAUGGUCAGCGCCGCCCGCGAGGAAGGCCUCGUUCUCACUGUCGCGGAUGUCUUCAAUAACCCUGUCUUUGAGGAUAUGGUCGCCACUGUCCGUGCUGCCAACAUCACUCAGCAGAUGCUCAAUGUGGAUCUCCAACCGCAAUCUGCCAUCACCAAGGAGGAUGACUUCCCUGACAACACGCCAACCACUCUGGGGCCUACCCCGUCUUCUGAGAGCAUUGAGGUGCUCAAGCCCUCGUGUGUUGACGACGCUGAUGUCCAGCGUGGAAUUUGCCCCAAGAUUGGGGUUUUCAAAGGUGGCAUCGCAGAUGUUCUCCCUGUCACUGACUUCCAGGCAAUGUCUCUGACAGCAACUCUCUUCAAGUCCAGGUGGAUGCUCAACUACUUCUACCUCGAAGGCAACGGUCCCCUCGACUUGCGACGCCUUCGCGAGAGUUGUCUGAAGAUCGUGGAUGCCUUCGACAUUCUGCGGACCGUUUUUGUCUGCUUCCACGACCAGUUCUUCCAGGUUGUGUUGCGCAAGAUCCGUCCCAGCAUCUUUGUCUAUGAGACCGAUCGCGCUCUCGAUGAGUUCACCCUGACUCUUCAGCAGCGUGACCGUGAAUAUGGUCCCCGCGAAGGAGAGCAGUACGUGCAGUUCUACGUGGUCAAGAGGAAGGGCAGCGACCAGCACCGUAUCUUGAUCCGCCUGUCGCACACCCAGUACGAUGGAGUGUGUUUGCCCAAGAUCAUGGCCGCCAUCAAGCACGGAUACGAGGGAAGCCCACUGCCACCAGUCAUUCCCUACGCCAGCUACCUUCGUCAGCUCCCGGGCACAAUUGGCCCCGACCACUACCGCCACUGGGCUGAUCUCCUCAAAGGAUCUCAAAUGACCCAGGUUGUGCGCCGAAAGGGUACCAGCAUGUUCCAGAACAUUGGAGCAUUCACAGAGAUUCACAAGCGCAUUGAGAUCUCACCAACUGCCCUUGGCAAUGUCACUAUCGCAACUGUCAUGCAGGCCGCCUGGGCCCUGACCCUCGCCAAACUGUCCGCCCAGUCUGAUGUUGUCUUCGGCCUCACAAUCAGCGGCCGCAAUGCCACAGUCCCUGGCAUUGAAAACACCGUCGGCCCCUGCGUCAACGUGAUUCCAGUGCGUAUCAAGCUCAGCGAGCACUGGACAGGCGUCGAUCUCUUCCGCUACAUUCAAGACCAGCAGGUAUCCAACAUGCCUUUCGAGUCUCUCGGCUUCCGCGAGAUCAUCAAACAAUGCACCGACUGGCCCGCCUGGACCUAUUUCACCACGUCGGUCUUCCACCAGAACGUCGAUUACGAAGGCACCCUUGAGCUGGACAGUACUAAAUACCGCAUGGGCGGUGUUGGCGUCAACGACAACCUCGCCGACCUGACCAUGGUCUCACGACCCUCAGGCGAACGGGGCCUGGACGUCACCCUAGGCUACUCCGAAAAGGGCCCGAUUAUGCCCUCAUUCGCAUCAAGGGUACUCAACAUGGCAUGCGAGAUUGCACAGUCCCUAGUUGCAAACCCAAGCGCAUCGCUACCAUCAGCAAGCAUGCUCCGCUCCCUGCCACCCCAGACAAUCGACGACCUCCCCCGUCCCUCAGACGAGCACUUCCUCAGCGCGCAUCUCAAGUCCCGCUCCAUCGCCGAGCUCCUCGUGCACUCUGAUAUCCUCUCCCGCUCCUGGCACCAGGUCCUACCCAGCCGCACGACCACAGCGCCAAUCGGCCCUGACAUUGAUGAAAAGCCAACCCACCAAUCAGCCUUCCAGCUCGACUCAUCCUUCUUCGAUCUUGGAGGUGAUAUCUUCAACCUGGCCCAGCUUACUUGGCUACUUGAGCAGGAGGGUCUCAAGGUUCGUCUCGAGGAUCUAAUCGAGCAUCCUUCGUUCCUGGGCCAGAUGGCUGUCUUGGCUUUGCACAAUACCAAGCACCAGGAUGAUAUCCCCACUGAGCACCUUGCUACCGGGGCUGUCCUUGACUCGCCUGAGCCUAUGGCUCGCGUUGAGAAGAACAAGGCUUGGUCGAAGGCUAAGACGUUGGCGCGGAAGCUCACCCGGCGUAACAACACGUUAGUCGCUAAUCGGGCUUGA
Penicillium arizonense is the source of this 18108-nucleotide messenger RNA. RefSeq lists its product as uncharacterized. The coding region runs from base 1 to 18108 and encodes 6035 amino acids. The transcript is spliced from 8 exons. NCBI's taxonomy places the organism in Eukaryota, Fungi, Ascomycota, Eurotiomycetes, Eurotiales, Aspergillaceae. The record is from RefSeq and is a predicted model, not a curated record. Gene Ontology annotation, molecular function: catalytic activity; phosphopantetheine binding.